Messenger RNA from Theobroma umbraticum, 1085 nucleotides. Its product is annotated as stem-specific protein TSJT1-like. The record is from RefSeq and is a predicted model, not a curated record. Lineage: Eukaryota; Viridiplantae; Streptophyta; Magnoliopsida; Malvales; Malvaceae.
CUUUUUCCAAUAUACCAUUUGGUCUUUCUUUAGUUUACUCUCUCAAGUUCUCAAGCAACCUGUGUUAUCUUUGGUUUGAAUCAAUCUCCGACCUCUUUAAAGAAAGAAAUUUCUAGUUUGAUUGAGGAAGAAGAAAUGUUGGCAAUAUUCAACAAAGGGUUAGUGAAUCCACCGAAGGAGCUGCACAGUCCAGCUUCGGUAAGUUCAUCUAGGAAGCCUAAGCUUGCGGUGGAAAUCCUCAAGGAUUUUCUCUCUGCUAAUCCCAACAGUGCUUUCUCGAUUGGCUUCGGAGCUGCAGCUUCCUUAGCUUAUGUUCCACCACAGAAUCCUUGCACCACUUACCAAAGGUUGUUUUGUGGAGUGGAUGAAAUAUACUGCAUUUUCUUGGGAAGUCUGAACAACCUUUGCAGCCUUCUCAGGCAGUAUGGUCUGUCAAAAGGCACAAACGAGGCAAUGUUUAUCAUCGAGGCAUACAGGACCCUCCGGGACCGUGGCCCCUACCCAGCCCAUCAGGUACUCAAGGAUCUUGAAGGAAGCUAUGGAUUUGUGGUCUAUGAUGGCAAGGCUGGAAGUGUAUUUGCUGCAUUGGGUGCAGAUGAAGGGGUUAACCUCUUCUGGGGUAUUGCAGCUGAUGGAUCUGUGGUUGUUUCAGACAACUUGAAGGUCAUAAAAGAAAGCUGUGCUAAAUCAUUUGCACCAUUUCCAGCAGGGUGUAUGUUCCACAGCGAGCAAGGAUUGAUGAGUUUUGAGCAUCCAAGGAGCGAAAUGAAGGCAAUGCCAAGAAUUGAUAGCGAAGGGGUGAUGUGCGGUGCCGACUUCAAGGCCGAUGUUCAGUCAAGAAUAAGCACCAUGCCGCGCGUGGGCAGCGAAGCCAACUGGGCGCUGCGAGGCUCCAAAGCUUGAAUCAUAUUUUCACUCAUGACCCACAAUUGUAUUCCAUAUGAUUUUUGUGUUUUUCUUGGCUUUAUUCCUUGCUUUUGAAUUUUCGGAACGAACUUGCCACUGUAAAAAAAUGCCUUGUGAACAUGAAAAGGCAUGUUUGAUAAAUAAAAUGCAAAAAAAAAAAAAGGGAAUUCCUUCACUUA